UCGCAUCGACCGCGUUGUCCGUCGUGGGAGAUCGAGUCACGUCUCGCGACUCGUUUGCAUCUCCGCGAGUGUUAGUUAUCGACACGCGUUACAACGGCAGUGCUCGUGCGGACUUACCGCUCGUAAUAUUCUCGCGCUCCCGCGAUCCCAGCAGAGUGCUCGCAUGCGUCUCCUGUUCUAUUUUCCGUCGUCUACGCUGUAAAGAGAAGCUUUCCGACGCAUUGCUCUACGUGUGUCGACUACGUGCUGUGCACCUUCCUCGGCUGUUUACAGACCAAGUCUCACUGCGGGCACGGCACGAAACGCACCCGACGCCGAGUCCCUCUCUGCCCUUAUUGUGUCUGUCGGUUGCACGUAUAUACAUUUGAACGCAAAUCAUUGCGAGCUCAAGCGACGAGGAAUAUGAUUCUGUAGCAGUGCGUAAUAUUUCACAGUGUCUCUCAGGAUGUUCAAAGAAAAUGACAAUGGCGCAGGAGGUUGCAAUGGCGCGACACCUCGUCCACGGAGGAUAUUUCCUCGAUUUUCAUUACGCAGAUUAUUAUAUUCCAGUCCGCUUAUCGGCCGGCGUAUCGUAAGAACGCCCAGUUCAAGCAACAGGAAUGCGAAAGGAAAUAUUUCCACAACUAAAGAUCAAGCAAGUGGAAGAGUGGCGGAUGUUGAGAAAGGAGAGGCCAGAGUGAGCAACGGUUCGAGCCAUUUCCAAUUUCAUAACAUAGAUCUACAGCGUGCUUCCAGCAAAGGCUCCGGACUGUUCUCUGCGGGAAAGAGUAACGAUGGACCGAUGGAGUGUCCAUUGUGUUUAGCCGACUUGCCGGCAGAAUUCUUUCCCGUUAUCCAGUCUUGCCAUCAUCGCAAUUGCUAUGAUUGCUUUCAGCAGUAUCUCAAGGUGGAAAUCUCCGAAUCCAGGGUCAAUAUAGCUUGCCCCGAGUGUAAUGAACUAUUACAUCCAAAUGAUAUUCGAAUGAUCUUGAACGACCAAACUCAGUUGGAGAAGUACGAAGACUUUAUGGUUCGAAGAGUGCUCGCCGUAGAGCCCGACGCGAGAUGGUGUCCUGCUCCUGACUGCAGUUUCGCUGUAAUUGCUAGUGGCUGUGCUUCGUGUCCGAAAUUACGUUGCGAACGGCCAGGUUGUGACUCGUAUUUUUGUUAUCACUGUAAAGCACAGUGGCAUCCCAAUCAAACGUGCGACGCUGCUCGAGCGCAACGUUCUCAGUACUACGAACGUAGCUCUUCUUUGAGUUUUAGUCAAACCGAUUCACAGCACAGAGACGACAUAAAGCCAUGCCCGAGAUGCCAAGUUCUGAUUGUCAAAAUGGACGACGGGAGUUGCAAUCAUAUGACGUGUGCGGUUUGUGGCGCAGAAUUUUGUUGGCUCUGUAUGAAGGAAAUCAGUGAUCUUCAUUAUCUAAGUCCUUCUGGCUGCACUUUUUGGGGUAAAAAGCCGUGGUCCAGGAAGAAGAAGAUUCUGUGGCAACUUGGAACUCUCAUAGGAGCUCCAGUUGGAAUCGGUCUCGUCGCUGGUAUAGCAUUUCCUGCUAUGAUUAUAGGUAUACCUGUGUGGGUAGGACAGAAAUUAUACACGAGAUACGAAAAGGCUAACAAGCACAAGAGGAACGCUUUCAUUCUGGGCGGUGUUACUGCAUCGGUUCUAGUGUCGCCGGUGCUGGCGGGAUUAGCCGUGGGUAUCGGUGUUCCCAUACUGCUGUUCUACGUCUACGGCGUGGUCCCGGUAUCACUUUGCCGAAACGGCGGCUGCGGUGUCACCAGAAACGGCACCGGAGUGCGCUUCGAGUUCGACGAUGAGAACGAGCUGAUGGGCGCCUUGGGCGCGCGCAACGGCGGAGAUGCAGCGUCAAUAGACGUCGCGAGUCACCGCGGCGGCAAUCCUUCAAUAGGAGAGGCCUCGCUCUCGCUGGGUAGCGGCAGUCAGUUGGAGAAAUUAGGCCGGGAAAAUGAUCGCGAAAGCGCCAGCAACGUGGCCCUAGCUGGCACUAGUCUCGCGGGGAGUAUAGCCUCCAGCGUACUACCCGGAGGUCAAAGAUUGGAGGUCCAGGCUGACGUUACGUCUACGCAACGCUUCAGUCUGUGCAGCGAGACCGCGUCCGCGGCUACUAGUCUGUCGGAAAAAUCGGUGAACGCUUCCAUCGCCUUAGAUGAUGGCGCGGCUUCCACGAGGGCCUUGGCCGGUUCCGUUCUUAACUUCAAGAUGGACAGCAGUUCAAUCAGCGGUGGUAGAAGUACGGAGGGAGAGCAACCAGCUAGCUCCACCAACGGCGGUCAUAUGGACUCUGCUGGUCAAGCGACAUCGUUGAGCUCGUUGGAAGAAAUGGCGCCGGGCUUAGCAAAACGCACCCGGCGUAAGCUUACGUUUGAUCCUCAGUGCAGCGAUUCUGGUAGCUGGAUUAUGGGCGGCGAGGACGGUGUCUCGGAACGAGUACGAUUCGACGAUCACGUCAGUGUAAUUGAAGCGGAUCAAGAGAGGGUAGUGGGUGGCAAGUUGGAAAGCUGCGCGAUGAAUAAUCGUUCAACCGGCGGCCGUAAGCGCAAUAAAGAUCCGGAGCAAGAGACGGAUGUUCAAAAGACGUCCAAGAGCCCGAACGGUGAGUCGAACGCCGAGAGCCCCGUGGACGAUACUUCGCGGGAGCGCAUCAACGUCGCCACUUUGAGAAACGUAUUUUUUCACGCUUCAGCGAUAUCCACGGAUCGCGAGAAACGACUGUCGGUCAUAGAGGAGCCGACGCCGCUGACCGUGUCGCAAGCUGCCGGCAAUCGAAUCUGCACUUCUUGCGACGAGGGUCAGAGUUCUACCGUUGCGGACGAGAAUUUGCGUUGCUAAGAUGGUUAAGACUGAACAUGGAUGUACGAUGUGUGUACAGAUGCGUAUAUACAUAUGUUGAGUGUGUAUAUAUGUAUUAAAUACCGGAUAAAUGUACGAUGCGUUAACACGUUAAGCACGACGAUUGUACAUAUCCACAUAUACAUACAUAAUACGCAUAGUUCAAAUGCUACACAAGAAACAAAGAAAUAAAAAUAUCGCAAAAAAAGUAACUCUAGUGCAUUUGCGCUGUGACCGUGUAUAUGUGAGUAUACUCUGUACAUAUAUAUACAUAUGUUAUAUGCAUAUGUAUAGUAUGUAUGUGCGUAUAUAUGUGUGUAUAUAUAUAUAUGUGUGUAUAUAUAUGUAUGUAUGUAGUUACAUACAUAUGUAUAUACAGACAUAAUACAUAUACAUAAGAUAUACAAAUACACCACAUAUGGCCCCCAGAUCGUUAUGGAAAGUGAAUAUGAAAGUUAAAUACAAAAUUCUUUUUUGCGUCAGCAUUAAUAAUGAAAUGCAUUAAAUUACAUUCGUUAUUAUGAUAGACGGAACGGAAGUCCUAUCAUUUACAUUAAUAUUAUCUUCCGAUUGUCAACAUUCGGUUUGUAACGAACAGGAGGACAAUACAAGCUAAGAAAAAGAAUUACUAAAGUGAAAGUUAAUCUCACGGGUUGUCGUUGCAUUUUAUAAGUCAAAUACUGCUCAUUACGUCUUUAAGUAUAACGCGUUUAAUCGUAUGUUUAAUCUAUCGGCUAGUACAUGUAUAA
This is a messenger RNA of Harpegnathos saltator (Jerdon's jumping ant), 3585 nucleotides long. RefSeq names its product E3 ubiquitin-protein ligase RNF19A. The transcript has 13 exons. The coding region runs from base 446 to 2836 and encodes 796 amino acids. The record is from RefSeq and is a predicted model, not a curated record. Gene Ontology annotation, biological process: protein ubiquitination. NCBI's taxonomy places the organism in Eukaryota, Metazoa, Arthropoda, Insecta, Hymenoptera, Formicidae. Gene Ontology annotation, molecular function: zinc ion binding; ubiquitin-protein transferase activity.